This is a messenger RNA of Aspergillus niger, 708 nucleotides long. RefSeq names its product mitochondrial 37S ribosomal protein uS11m. Gene Ontology annotation, biological process: ribosomal small subunit assembly; translation; maturation of SSU-rRNA from tricistronic rRNA transcript (SSU-rRNA, 5.8S rRNA, LSU-rRNA). Gene Ontology annotation, molecular function: mRNA 5'-UTR binding; small ribosomal subunit rRNA binding; structural constituent of ribosome. The transcript has a single exon. Gene Ontology annotation, cellular component: ribosome; mitochondrial small ribosomal subunit. The record is from RefSeq and is a predicted model, not a curated record. NCBI's taxonomy places the organism in Eukaryota, Fungi, Ascomycota, Eurotiomycetes, Eurotiales, Aspergillaceae. The coding region runs from base 1 to 708 and encodes 235 amino acids.
AUGAACUCGACAUUCGUUACUGCCCUGUCGAGGGCUCUGCCUACUGUUGGCCGCUCGUGUCAGAUCCGUGCUCCUGCUUUCCGGCUUACGAGACCCUUCUCAUCGACUCCCGCAAUUCUGGAAAGUGCGAAGGAGAAGACCCGUCAAAUCGAAAGAGAGAUCCUGAACACCCCUGCGGAGAAACAACCUGCCCAAGAGAAUGCGUCAUUCUCUGCGAUCACCAAGAUGAUGCAGGGCGAGAAGGUUCGCUCCAACCAGGGUGUGAGUCGCGACUAUUCCCGGAUGGCCGAGAGCCUGGAAGCAGAGUUGAUCAACCAACCGUAUGCCGAUCGGUCUCCUCCUUACCACCUACAUGUCUAUUGCCACAAGCACAACACCAUCUUGACAUUGACACGGCCGAAUGGAGACCCAAUGUUGGCUAAGAGCUGCGGUCACCUCGGAUUCCGCAAGUCUAAGCGUUCGGGUUACGAAGCCGCCCACCAGCUGGCGUCGCACGUCUUUGGCCAGAUACAAGAGAGAGGCUUUUUGUUGGAGAUCAAGCGCUUGGAAAUUAUCUUCCGCGAUUUCGGACAGGGCCGUGAGGCUUUCACCAAGGUUUUGCUGGGUAACGAAGGGAAGAACAUCCGCGGCUUGGUCUGUCGGGUGACGGACUCCACCAGACUCAAGUUUGGUGGUUCGAGAAGCCCCAGAGUUCGCCGUCUUGGUUAA